GUAUCACCCAACUACCUCUCCCAACCUUUCCAUUAAAUGCUGCAUGCAUUCAUUCACAGUUUCCCAGCUAAUAAUUUUGUUCAUAAUGGUUGCAGGAAAGCAAAGAAAGCCGAGGGAAAAUUUUGGUCAAGUUAUAAUUCAAGGUUCAGUUGCAAAUCACAGCACCAAAGAAGAAAGAUGGAUUCUAUGAUUAGCCAAGUGUUGGUGUUGUUCUUAGCGUUCUUGCUUGUGUGUGGAAAUGCUCAAGACUCUACAACUUUGGUGCCUGCUAUCAUUACUUUUGGUGAUUCUGCUGUGGAUGUGGGGAACAACAACUAUCUUUACACUAUUUUCAAGGCCAAUUACCCUCCAUAUGGAAAGGACUUUGUGAAUCAUCAGCCCACUGGCAGGUUUUGCAAUGGAAAACUUGCUACUGAUUUCACUGCUCAAAGUUUAGGAUUCAAGUCCUUUCCAUUGCCAUACCUUAGCCCAGAGGCAUCCGGUAAGAAUCUUCUCAUUGGAGUCAAUUUUGCCUCUGCUGCCUCUGGUUAUGAUGAGAAUGCUGCUCUCUCAAAUCAUGCACUCUCACUGCCUCAACAAGUUGGAUUGUUCAAGGAGUACCAAGCUAAGCUGGCUAAGGUAGCAGGCAAUGAGAAAUCAGCCUCCAUAAUCAAGGAUGCACUCUACUUGCUGAGUGCAGGAAGUGGAGAUUAUCUGCAGAACUAUUACAUCAAUCCUUAUAUUAACAAGCUCUACACUGCUGAUCAGUACGGUUCAAUGCUCAUAGCAGCAUUUACAACAUUUAUCAAGGACAUCUAUGGUUUAGGAGCUAGGAGAAUUGGAGUGACUUCACUUCCUCCAUUAGGCUGCUUUCCUGCUGCUCUCACCUUGUUUGGCAACCAUCAAAGUGGGUGUGUCUCAAAGAUCAAUACUGAUGCACAAGCCUUCAACAAGAAGCUGAAUUCUGCAGCAGAAAGUCUGAAAAAACAGCUUCCUGGUUUUAGAAUUGUGAUCUUUGACAUUUACAAGCCACUUUUCGAUGUCAUCAAUUCUCCAUCAAAAAACGGGUUCAUGGAAGCCAGAAAAGGGUGCUGUGGAACAGGGACAGUGGAGACAACAUCACUUUUGUGCAACCCCAAGUCCUUGGGAGGAAGCUGUUCUAAUGCAACUCAAUAUGUGUUUUGGGAUAGUGUGCAUCCUUCUGAGGCUGCUAAUAAAGUUCUUGCUGAUGCCUUGAUUCUCCAGGGCUUUGCUCUCCUCUAGAUCACUAAUCAUGAGCUGUUCUUCUCCACUUGCUUCAAAUGAUCUGCAUUGCAGGAAUUUGUAGUCUGUUUUAAUUAUGUAUCUGAGCAAACCUGUUCUAUUUACUCCAUAUUAUAAGCUAAACAACUUCCUUUGUGAGCUGAAACAUUGCAUUAAAUUUGUUCU
Molecule: messenger RNA, 1407 nt
Organism: Cucurbita moschata (crookneck pumpkin)
Lineage: Eukaryota; Viridiplantae; Streptophyta; Magnoliopsida; Cucurbitales; Cucurbitaceae
Product: GDSL esterase/lipase APG-like
Exons: 6
Coding region: 37-1242 (401 amino acids)
Cellular component (GO): apoplast
Molecular function (GO): hydrolase activity, acting on ester bonds
Source: RefSeq, a predicted model, not a curated record